AUGCAUUUACACAAAAUACAGAAUUCUCCACAAGUUCAUCCUUGUGCAAAAUUUUCAACUUCCUCUACUACUACUACUACUACUACUACUACUACUACUACUACUACUACUACUACUACUACUACUACUACUACUACUACUACUACUACUACUACUACUACUACUACUACUACUACUACUACUACUACUACUACUACUACUACUACUACUACUACUACUACUACUACUACUACUACUACUACUACUACUACUACUACUACUACUACUACUACUACUACUACUACUACUACUACUACUACUACUACUACUACUACUACUACUACUACUACUACUACUACUACUACUUCACAAUGUCCUUUCGCCAUUCCUUUCGAAGAACUACUAGCUCUGGAUUUAGGUUAUCACGUGAAUUUAAGCAAGGCAUUUCAUACUGCUCUAUACUACCAAGUUCAAAAAUCAUCAAAUUAG
Messenger RNA from Trichobilharzia regenti, 468 nucleotides. The record is from the annotation of a GenBank genome assembly. Lineage: Eukaryota; Metazoa; Platyhelminthes; Trematoda; Strigeidida; Schistosomatidae.